This is a messenger RNA of Vollenhovia emeryi, 1561 nucleotides long. RefSeq names its product odorant receptor Or2-like. Bases 311 to 1519 code for a protein of 402 amino acids. The record is from RefSeq and is a predicted model, not a curated record. Gene Ontology annotation, biological process: sensory perception of smell; detection of chemical stimulus involved in sensory perception of smell. Gene Ontology annotation, molecular function: odorant binding; olfactory receptor activity. Lineage: Eukaryota; Metazoa; Arthropoda; Insecta; Hymenoptera; Formicidae. The transcript is spliced from 7 exons. Gene Ontology annotation, cellular component: plasma membrane.
AUUCCAAACACACACGUAUGUGGUAUUUUUGCCAAAACAUGUGGAUACAUGCCCAUGAUAACGUGACGUACGAGUAUUCAAGUGGUAAUGUAACUGUGCGGUUGUUCACCUGAUAGUAUGGACGCUUUCUUCUUUUUCUGUAUCUACUUCUUGCAAAAAAGUGAGAGGGGAAAAAAUUCCUGGAAUAUACAUUUGGCUGACGUUCUCAUAUUUUCGAGAGCUCGUAUUGUGAGCAUGCGCAGCAGACGCGUCUAUAGUUGAAUAGAAGGUUACUUCGUUGCACGGGACAAGAAGAGGGGGCAGUUCUUAAAUGGCAUUCGACAUGGAAGGAUCGGAAUAUUCUGAAUAUCAAGAUCUUGAAUGGGCAGUGAAGCUAAAUCGUGUUAGUUUAAAAUUGAUGGGGCUGUGGCCUAAAGCCCAACAAAAUUCUCGAGAUAAGUUAAUACGUAAUUUACAUGUACUCGUUACUUUUCUCGUAAUUGUAAUCGGCAUUCUCAUUCCUGCUGUGCAUUCAUUGAUAAUGAUUCAUUCGGACCUCAUGCUAGUGAUUGAUAAUUUGCAAUUUGUUGUGCCGUGUAUGAAUUGUGCCAUAAAAAUUAUUAUUUUUUGGUGGAACAAAGAAGCUGUUGCAACAAUAAUAAAUAUAAUAGCGGAAGAUUGGCAAAGAUCGAAGAACGUACAAGAGAGAAAUAUGAUGAUAAGAAGAGCCGAAAGUGCGCGCAUAAUUACCACAUUCGGAUACUGUCUUAUGGGCUUAUCAUAUAUCUUUAUUGUCUUUUUACCUGCUUUUGGACUUUCUAUACGAUACCUGUCAAAUAUUACCGAUCCAGGAAGACCAAUGUUAAUACAGUCUUAUUACAUGUACGACGUGACGAAAACUCCGCAAUAUGAGAUAACAUAUGUUGUGCAUUCGAUUUCUGCUUUUUGCGCUUUUACGUGUUAUGUGGGAAUCGAUAAUUUUCUUGGAUUAAUAGUGUUUCAUAUCUGUGGUCAGUUGGACAUCCUUAGACAUCGUUUUAUUUGUUCGGAUAAAUUUAUGGACUUUCAUGUCGUUCUAAAGAGCUGCGUGAUGGAUCACAGUCGACUGCUGAGAACCAUUGCUGUUGUAGAAGACACGUACAAUAUAAUACUUCUUACAAUAUUUUUAAGCUUUGGUGUUUUAUUUGCUUUUUAUGGAUUCGUAAUAAUUAACUUGCUCGUAAAAGGGAAUCUAUUGAUCACUCGCUUGCUAUAUCUUUUAAGCAAUAUCAUUAAUAUAUUAGGUCAUAUGUGCCUUCAUUGUGCGAUCGGCGAGAUUCUGAUGGCCCAAUGCGAUAGAAUUUACUAUACAGUAUAUAAUCAAAAGUGGUACACAUUGGAACCGAAUGAAGCCAAAGAUUUGAUUCCCGUAAUAAUUAAAAGCAGAAAACCAGUUUAUCUUACUGCGGGAAAAAUAUUUCCCAUAACAAUGGCUACAUUUUGCAGUUUAGUAAAAACAUCGGCUGGAUACAUGUCUGUCUUGCUUGGGAUGUCAAUAUGAAAAAUUAAAAUAAAUACUAAAAUAUUUUUAUAUUAUAUUGUA